Molecule: messenger RNA, 1596 nt
Organism: Zasmidium cellare ATCC 36951
Lineage: Eukaryota; Fungi; Ascomycota; Dothideomycetes; Mycosphaerellales; Mycosphaerellaceae
Exons: 6
Coding region: 1-1596 (531 amino acids)
Biological process (GO): transmembrane transport; carbohydrate transport
Cellular component (GO): membrane
Molecular function (GO): carbohydrate:proton symporter activity
Source: RefSeq, a predicted model, not a curated record
AUGAAGAAGUUCGGCAAUGUCUACCUCAUCGCAGCCAUCUCCAUCAUCGGAGGUGGUCUGUUCGGUUUCGAUAUCUCCUCCAUGAGCGCCAUCAUCGCCACCGAUGCCUACCUGAAGUACUUCAACCAAGGCCCUAUCCCAGGCAAGGGUCCAACUGCCAACACUCAGGGCGGUAUCACUGCCUCCAUGGCUGGUGGCUCAUGGCUCGCGUCUCUCUGCUCUGGCUUCAUCUCUGACCGCUUCGGUCGCAAGACGGCGAUUCAAAUCGGUGCCGUCAUCUGGGUCAUUGGGUGCAUCCUGGUCUGCGCUGCUCAAGAUAUCCCAAUGCUCAUCGUUGGCCGAAUCAUCAACGGAUUCUGCGUCGGUAUCUGCUCCGCUCAAGUUCCGGUCUACAUCUCUGAAAUUGCACCACCCUCCAAGCGUGGCCGACUCGUUGGAGCACAACAGUGGGCUAUUACUUGGGGAAUAAUGAUCAUGUUCUACAUUUCGUAUGGCUGCUCCUUCAUCAAGGGAACCGCAGCAUUCCGCCUUCCAUGGGGCCUGCAGAUGAUUCCAGCUAUCAUCCUCUUCUUCGGCAUGAUGUUCCUGCCCGAGUCUCCUCGCUGGCUCGCCUCGAAGGACCGCUGGGAGGAGUGUGAGGAAGUCCUCAUUCUCACCCACGGCCAUGGCGAUCCAAACUCCCCAUGGGUCGCCCGCGAGUUCCAGGAAAUCAAGGAAUGGAUCGAGAUUGAGCGUCAGGGCAAGCAGACGUCUUUCCUCGAACUGUUCUCUCCUCGCUACAUCAACCGCACCCACAUUGGUCUCUUCACCCAGAUCUGGUCCCAAUUGACUGGCAUGAACGUCAUGAUGUACUACAUCACCUACGUCUUCGCCAUGGCCGGAUUGACUGGCAACACUCUCCUGGUCUCGUCGUCGAUUCAGUACGUCAUCAACGUCGUCAUGACGGUGCCAGCUCUGCUCUUCGUCGACCGUGUCGGUCGUCGCCCCACACUCAUGGUCGGCUCUACUCUCAUGGCUAUCUGGCUCUUCGCCAACGGCGGUCUUCUCGCCAGCUACGGUACCGACCCAGGCCCUGACGGCGUUGGUGGCAUCAAGGAAGCCUCUGUCCAAGUGAGCGGUGCAGCCUCGAAGGCCGUCAUCGCCUGCUCGUACCUCUUCGUCGCCUCGUACGCUCCAACUUGGGGCCCAGUCUCCUGGAUCUACCCACCAGAGUUGUUCCCCAACCACCUUCGUGGCAAGGCCAACGCUCUGACCACGUCUGGCAACUGGAUCUUCAACUUCGCACUUGGCUACUUCGUUCCCCCGGCCUUCGUCAACAUCAAGUGGAAGACCUACAUCGUCUUCGCUGUCUUCUGCGUCGCCAUGACCAUCCACGUCUUCUUCUGCUUCCCUGAGACCGCAGGGAAACCACUCGAAGAAGUCACCGAAAUGUUCGAGAAUCCAAACGGCAUCAAGUACAUGGGCACCCCCGCCUGGAAGACUUCGUCCGUUGCCAAGAAGACGCAAGAGCUCGAGCACGGCAUUGGUCUGGAGAAGAAGAUUGACGACGAGCAUUCUCCAGAGCGUGUUGAGGAGGUAACCAAGCAAGAGGUUUAG